AUGGGUUUAUCAUUUUCCAAGUUAUUCAGCAACCUCUUUGGUAACAAGGAGAUGAGAAUCUUGAUGGUUGGAUUAGAUGCCGCCGGUAAGACCACCAUAUUGUACAAAUUGAAGUUGGGAGAAAUCGUCACCACCAUCCCAACCAUCGGAUUUAACGUCGAGACCGUUGAAUAUAAGAACAUCUCCUUCACGGUGUGGGAUGUCGGUGGACAAGACAAGAUCCGUCCAUUGUGGAGAUACUACUUCCAAAACACUCAGGGUAUCAUUUUCGUUGUUGAUUCCAACGAUAGAGACCGUAUUGCCGAGGCUCGUGAAGAAUUACAACAGAUGUUGAACGAAGACGAAUUGAGAGACGCUUUGUUGUUGGUGUUUGCCAACAAGCAGGAUUUGCCAAACGCCAUGAACGCCGCCGAAAUAACCGAAAAGCUUGGCUUGCACUCCAUCCGUCAAAGACCAUGGUACAUCCAGGCCACCUGUGCCACUACUGGUGAUGGUUUAUACGAAGGUUUGGAAUGGUUGUCCACUAACUUGAAGAACUCCACUUGA
Messenger RNA from Suhomyces tanzawaensis NRRL Y-17324, 546 nucleotides. RefSeq names its product Arf family GTPase (gene ARF2). The transcript has a single exon. Gene Ontology annotation, molecular function: GTP binding; GTPase activity. NCBI's taxonomy places the organism in Eukaryota, Fungi, Ascomycota, Pichiomycetes, Serinales, Debaryomycetaceae. The record is from RefSeq and is a predicted model, not a curated record. Gene Ontology annotation, biological process: vesicle-mediated transport; intracellular protein transport. Gene Ontology annotation, cellular component: cytoplasm; plasma membrane. Bases 1 to 546 code for a protein of 181 amino acids.